AUGCCAGAAAACGAAAGUUCAGAUGCUCAGAUGAACUAUCAGGAUCCUUUGUUCUUAUCUCACUCCGAUAAUCAUGCUGCAUCUUUGACUCCAAUGCUCUUUGAUGGCAACAACUUCUUGAUUUGGAGCAGGAAUGUAAAGCUAGCUCUUGGAGCUAAGAACAAAAAAGGAUUCAUUGAAGGAAAAAUCUCCAAACCAGCAGCUGGGCACAAGGAUUUUAACAAAUGGGAGAGGAAUGAUUAUAUGGUGAGGUGCUGGAUAUUCAGAUCUAUGACAGAUCAAGUAGCUGGUGGUCUGAGCCUUGUGGAAACUUCCAAGCAGUUGUGGGAUGAGUUGGUUGAGAGGUACUCUGAGAGUAAUAUACCUCUCCUGUAUCAACUCAAGAAGGAUCUUGGUAAACUUGAGCAAGGUGACAUGUCUGUAGGAGAAUAUUACUGUAAGCUCAAGAAGAUCUGGGAUGAAAUUUACAACAUAGAAGCAAUACCUGAAUGCACUUGUGGAAUUGUUGCUAAGUGUACAUGUAGUAUGUACAAGAAGAUGUUAGCAAUAGUUGAGACAAACAGGGUGAUUCAAUUCUUGAUGGGAUUGAAUAGAGGAUAG
Messenger RNA from Chenopodium quinoa (quinoa), 600 nucleotides. RefSeq lists its product as uncharacterized. Bases 1 to 600 code for a protein of 199 amino acids. The record is from RefSeq and is a predicted model, not a curated record. The transcript has a single exon. Lineage: Eukaryota; Viridiplantae; Streptophyta; Magnoliopsida; Caryophyllales; Amaranthaceae.